GUGAAAAGUCGUUGCGUGCAGUCAUCUACUGAUCUCCAAACCAAACGCGAACUCAAAUUCACACUAAAAUGGCCUUCAAGUAUCUGAUCUUCGCCUCGGCCCUGUGCCUGAGCCUCGCCUAUCCGCUGGAGCACCAGUAUUACGAGGAGAGCCACGGCUACGAGCACCUGGCCCACCACGAGCCGGAGCCCAUCCACGAGUACGGACACCACCAGAUCGAGCGCAUCUCGCUGGGCGAGGAGCACGGACACCACGAGCACCACGAACACCACGACCACGCCGAGCCCCACUACGAGACCCACGAGUCCCACGGGCAUGACGAACAUGUGGACUACUAUGCCCCUCCCAAGUACGCCUUCAAGUACGGAGUGAAUGACUUCCACACCGGAGACGUGAAGUCGCAGCACGAGACCCGCGAUGGUGACACCGUCAAGGGACAGUACUCGCUGGUGGAGCCCGAUGGUUCCAUCCGCACAGUGGACUACACCGCCGACAAGCACAAUGGCUUCAACGCCGUGGUCCACAAGACUGCCCCAGUGCACCACCACGAGGAGCUGCACGAGCACCACUACUAAGCCAGGAAGCACUGCGCACUAGAGUUAGCCAAAUUGCUCAUCAGCCGAAGGUAGGAGGAGGAUUAUGAGGAUUAGGAGGAGGGACAAGCAUCCACAUCGAUCGACCAUGGAAUCAGCUUCAUAUCUCGUAAUUAGGACAUCAGCACACACCCGGGCCAAUGACCACAAGCGGGGACUCUUCCCCCAACGUGGCAAUGACCAUUUCAUUAACAUUUUGUAUAUUGUAUUUUAUUCUGUGAUAGCGAAUAACUUCUACGUAUAUCUUCCGCUUUCAACUGAUCCUUAGUCACUACCUGCUCAGACGAAUUUACCAAUCACUCGACUGUAAACUGUAAACUGUAAUCUUUAAUCUAUAAUCUGUAAUGUAUACUUAUGUCUUCAGAGAUCGAACGAACGAAUUGUAAAUUGUGUAAUAAAGUGUGAAUUAUGUACUUUUUAUAAAA
Molecule: messenger RNA, 1018 nt
Organism: Drosophila rhopaloa
Lineage: Eukaryota; Metazoa; Arthropoda; Insecta; Diptera; Drosophilidae
Gene: Cpr66Cb
Product: histidine-rich glycoprotein
Exons: 3
Coding region: 69-575 (168 amino acids)
Cellular component (GO): extracellular matrix
Source: RefSeq, a predicted model, not a curated record